GGCCUGGUCUCUAUCGAAAUGUCGCCGCCGAAGAACUGCGCGGUGUGCGGGGACAAGGCGUUGGGGUACAACUUCAACGCCGUCACCUGCGAGAGCUGCAAAGCCUUCUUUCGCCGAAAUGCCCUGGCCAAGAAACAGUUCACCUGCCCGUUUAACCAGAACUGCGACAUCACCGUGGUCACCCGCCGCUUCUGCCAAAAGUGCCGCCUUCGAAAAUGCCUCGACAUUGGCAUGAAAAGCGAGAAUAUUAUGUCGGAGGAGGACAAGCUGAUCAAGCGGCGUAAGAUUGAGACAAACAGGGCCAAGCGCCGACUAAUGGAGAACGGAGUCGUGGACACUGGCGAGGGCGAACCAACCAGCGGCGACAACAAAGCCCAAGCGGACAGCAGCAGCAGUAACAUAGAGCUCUACUCUGGCUCACAGGACUCCCAGAGUUGCGGUUCAAUGGAUAGCGGCGCCAAUGGCUGUGUCACUGGAAACGGCAGCCCAGCGGGAGUCCAGGUCAAUCCCAUGGAGAUGACGGCCGAGAAGAUUGUUGAGCAGAUCGUGUCGGAUCCGGAUCGGGCUUCGCAAACCAUCAACCGGUUGAUGCGCACCCAAAAGGAGGCUAUUUCCGUGAUGGAGAAGGUGAUCAGCUCGCAAAAGGACGCUCUGAAGCUGGUGUCGCAUCUGAUUGACUAUCCAGGCGACGCUCUCAAAAUCAUCAGCAAAUUCAUGAACUCGCCUUUCAACGCGCUCACAGUAUUUACAAAAUUCAUGAGCUCGCCCACGGACGGCGUGGAGAUUAUAUCAAAGAUUGUCGACUCGCCGGCUGACGUGGUUGAGUUUAUGCAAAACCUGAUGCAUUCGCCAGAAGAUGCCAUUGACAUUAUGAACAAAUUCAUGAACACGCCGGCGGAGGCGUUGCGAAUCCUUAACCGCAUCCUGAGCGGAGGUGGGGCCAGUGUAGCUCAACAGACCUCGGACCGCAAGCCAUUGCUGGAAAAGGAGCCGACGGCUAAAGCGGAUCUACCGGCGGAGCGCGUAGACACUGUGAUCCAGAGCAUGCUGGGCAGUGGUAGUCCACCGAUAUCGCCGCAAGAUUCAGCCGCCGCUUUGGAUCUGCAAUAUCCGUCGCCCGGAUCUGAAGAGCUGCCCAGCACUUCGAGCAGCAGCCACCCCUUGCCUUACAUCGCCCACUUUCCGGACUUCGACCUGAAAACAUUUAUGCAGACCAAUUACAACGAAGAGCCCAGCAUGGAUAGCGAGUUCAGCAUUAACUCGAUCGAGUCUGUGCUUUCAGAAGUUAUCCGCAUUGAGUACCAGGCCUUUAAUAGCAUCCAGGCUCCAUCAUCACGGGUCAAGGAUGGGAGCGGAGGCCUCCCUCAGACGUCUUAUGGCGGAUGCAACCCGUCAGGAAACAGAAGUCACCAGACAAGCCUACAGCAACCCAUCUGCGCGCCAUCCAGCCAUCUAAUGGAUCGGGAACUGAACGAAGCGGAACAGAUGAAGCUGCGCGAACUUCGCCUGGCCAGUGAGGCUCUCUACGAUCCGGUGGACGAGGACCUCAGCGCCUUGAUGAUGGGCGACGAUCGCAUUAAGCCUGACGACACUCGCCACAAUCCUAAACUACUGCAGCUGAUCAAUCUGACGGCGGUGGCCAUCAAGAGGCUUAUCAAAAUGGCCAAGAAGAUAACAGCAUUCCGUGACAUGUGCCAGGAGGACCAGGUGGCCCUGCUCAAAGGCGGCUGCACAGAAAUGAUGAUAAUGCGAUCGGUAAUGAUCUACGAUGACGAUAGAGCUGCCUGGAAGGUACCACACACCAAAGAGAACAUGGGCAAUAUACGCACUGACCUGCUCAAGUUCGCCGAGGGCAAUAUCUACGAGGAGCAUCAAAAGUUCAUCACCACAUUUGAUGAGAAGUGGCGCAUGGACGAGAACAUAAUCCUUAUUAUGUGCGCCAUUGUCCUCUUCACCUCGGCUCGAUCUCGAGUGAUACAUAAGGACGUGAUACGAUUGGAACAAAAUUCCUACUAUUAUCUUCUGCGAAGAUACCUGGAGAGUGUCUACUCUGGCUGUGAGGCGAAAAACGCGUUUAUCAAGCUGAUCCAAAAGAUUUCAGAUGUGGAGCGUCUGAACAAGUUCAUAAUUAAUGUCUAUUUGAAUGUUAACCCAUCCCAGGUGGAGCCCUUGCUACGUGAAAUAUUUGAUUUGAAAAAUCACUAGAACGAUCGAUUCGUUUUACGAUUUUCGGGCAUAAAAUGCCUUGCCGAUGCCCAAUGAUGAUACAUUUAAUGAUAAUCAGCGAGCUGUAGUUGUUGUUGUUGUUUUAUUUUUUGUUAAUUGUACGUGCGCAUCGGCCUACUGGUGCAUGUCCGUGUUUUAUCUGUCGCUUGUAAUGUUAGAUUUUAAUCGAAUGUGAUUGUUAGAUUUGCAUAUACUUCAUAGAUUUUAUAUUUCUACAUCAAAGAGAGCAUAUUUAGGAUACAAAGUGCAAAGCAACACAAUCUAAAUGUAAUUUACACCAUUUAUCUAGUUUCAAAUAAACUAAACACUGAUGCAAUAAUAAUAAU
This is a messenger RNA of Drosophila ananassae, 2552 nucleotides long. RefSeq names its product nuclear hormone receptor HR96 (gene Hr96). Lineage: Eukaryota; Metazoa; Arthropoda; Insecta; Diptera; Drosophilidae. The transcript has 5 exons. Gene Ontology annotation, biological process: cell differentiation; positive regulation of transcription by RNA polymerase II; negative regulation of transcription by RNA polymerase II. The record is from RefSeq and is a predicted model, not a curated record. Bases 19 to 2205 code for a protein of 728 amino acids. Gene Ontology annotation, molecular function: zinc ion binding; nuclear receptor activity; RNA polymerase II cis-regulatory region sequence-specific DNA binding.